AUGUUUCAGCCUCAAAUUGUGUACGAUUAUCGACGCCCUGAAGAUGAUUCAGGUGAUACAUACGAGAAAGUCAGCCAAGAGAUAGUAAACUAUCAUUCUAAGGUGUUUAUGCAUAUUUGCUGUCUUGCGUUCAUAUGCUUUGUUAAUGUAGUGCUGUCAUUAACCUUGAAAUACCAUAAGAAAUUUGGUCCCGUCGCAUUGUUUCAUUUUAUUUCCUAUGUUAUAUGGUUCAUAUCUUUUAUUUCUAUGUUUAACCAAAACCGUUCUUCACGCUUACCAAGAAAAGAGAAGGAAAGGCAAGAUAGGGAACGGCAAUUAUAA
Messenger RNA from Schizosaccharomyces cryophilus OY26, 321 nucleotides. RefSeq lists its product as uncharacterized. The transcript has a single exon. Bases 1 to 321 code for a protein of 106 amino acids. The record is from RefSeq and is a predicted model, not a curated record. Lineage: Eukaryota; Fungi; Ascomycota; Schizosaccharomycetes; Schizosaccharomycetales; Schizosaccharomycetaceae.